Cryptotermes secundus is the source of this 3192-nucleotide messenger RNA. RefSeq names its product beta-1,4-glucuronyltransferase 1. The transcript is spliced from 6 exons. Gene Ontology annotation, molecular function: glucuronosyltransferase activity. The coding region runs from base 207 to 1466 and encodes 419 amino acids. NCBI's taxonomy places the organism in Eukaryota, Metazoa, Arthropoda, Insecta, Blattodea, Kalotermitidae. The record is from RefSeq and is a predicted model, not a curated record.
ACAAGACGUGUUGGCUUACACGGCACGUCAUGUACAGAUUUUUUUUGUGUGUGCCAGUUAGAAACGAGUACUUAGUGUUCGCAAUUAACCUCAUUGCCAUAUUUAUAAGCAUUGUAGCUGCGUUUAAAGCCACAUCUUCAUGAAGGAAUUAUCAGACUUGUUUAGUGACCGCUGAAAGUAUCAUUAUGGCAUGACAUGAAUCAACUAUGCAGCACUUCCUAUGGGGGAAGCUGGUGCUGGUAUUAGUUGCUGUAGUAGCAGUGUUACAAGUGGUACACCUUAUAUUGUUAAGUAGAUUAGAAGCUAAACAUCACCACCACGAAGAUCAAGAUGAUCAUCCAGUUUCAUCUGGGAAUGAGGCGGAAGCAGUAUUUACAUCGCUGGUGCGGUCACUGCAUCAAGGACGGGUGUUAGAUUCAAGUGGAGAGUUCCAACUCGUCCUGAAUCUUGCUCCUGGGACUCGACAACCACCACCCCGUUUUUCCAGCACUGUCCCAGAUAUUGCUUUAGUCAGUCAGUGCUCAUUCAACCAUUUGCAUCAUAUUGUACCCAUGGUUCAGCGAUGGCAGGGACCAGUCUCUGUGGCAGUAUUUGCUGAAGACCAUGAAUUAUCAGAAGCUCUGUGGGGAAUCGCAAGCUUGCGUCUCUGCUAUUCUGCAGUCCGUCAUAAUGUUUCGUUCCAACUGGUUUCUCCACUUCCAGCUGGAGGACAUCCUCCCCUUACUGUACCACCAGAUCUCUUGCCUCCAUGCCAGGGUCUCGUACUGGAAGCUAACCAACAAAAGAACAAUUAUGCAGGAAAUAGACGCUUUCCUAACAACUUGCUACGUAAUGUUGCCCGGCGUGGAACUUCAGCUGAAUUUAUUCUUGUUGUGGACAUUGACAUGCUACCCAGCUUUAACCUCAGACAGGAUUUUUAUGAUUUUGCAGUGAAGAGUCGCCUCUUUACUGAAACCCACCAUGAAGACAAAACAGUAUAUGUGGUACCUGCAUUUGAGGCACGCAAGACUGUCAGGUCCCCAUGGACAAAGGCGGAAUUAUUGAAACUUGCUGAUGGAGGACACAUACGUCCCUUUUACAUUGAACUUUGUUGGAAAUGUCAGGUGCACACAGACUAUGAAGCCUGGCAAAAAGAACCGCCUUCAUCAGGACUGGCACCACUGUUUGAGGUUUUGUGGAAAGAUCCAUGGGAACCAUUUUAUAUUUCACGUAACUCAGUUCCAUUUUAUGAUGAGAGAUUCAAGCAAUAUGGUUUCAAUCGAAUAAGUCAGGUUUGUGAGCUGCACGUUGCAGGCUACAAAUUCUCUGUGCUCAAUAAUGCUUUUCUGGUUCACCAUGGACUGAAGACUGCCACUUCAUUUCAUGAAACCAAAGACUUGGAUCAAGAAAGGAAUCGUUUGCUGUUUCGACAGUUUAAAACUGAACUCAGAGAAAAGUAUCCAGAAUCAUCUCGGAGGUGCUACUGAUAUCCAUAGAUGUCUGUAGCAUAUGAAACCGAAGCCUUACACGUAUAUUUUGAAAUCUUCUCUCCAAGUUGAUGGCUCAAAAACAAAUUUGAAUUAGGCAGACAGAAUACAACAUUUUAAUAGAAAUUGUCAUUAGCAUUGCACUGUUCAUGUAUUCAGUUCAAAGUACUGUCUAAUACAAGAUAUUAAUUAAAGAAUGUGUUGUAUUAGAUGCUAUUUUGAAUGAAAUACAAUACUUUUGUGGACACUUUCCAAGCUCAGUUAAUUGUCUUGACAAUAGGGGUAUGUAUAGUGAAAUGUCUGUGCAUUUUUAUCUGACAGAGUAUUGAUAUGUCUUAUAUUAUUACAGAAGAGCCAAUCAGAAAUUAAUACUAGUCAUCAUAUGAGAUUAUAAAUAUGUACAUUAUUCAUUAUUAAUUACUUCCAGCUUAAGGUAUACCAGAGCUAUUGUGGUUUCGAGAAGUAACUCUGCAUGAGCAGGUACAUUUUACCAGUUUCUAAGUUACCUUUUUACAUUGUAGACCAUACAUAUUACAUCUCAGGUAUGUUCAUUGAAUGAUUAAAUAUAAGGAAGAAGUGAAACAGAAGAGUAGGAUAUGAAUCCAGUUGGUAAUAUUUACUGUAUUUCAGAUACAGUUAAUCGUGGUGUUUAACACAGCCUUAUUGAAACGAAAUGUGUUUGGGACUAAAUUCAUUAAUACAACAUUAAAAACUGAAUGUCACAUACAGGAUGUAACUGAAAGGUGUGGACAAAUUUUGUACACAAGUUCCACAUACCAAAACAAGAAAACACGUCCAUAUCAUCAUGUGUCCAAAAACAUUUAAUUUGUGACUUACAGCUGAAAGACUGGAUUUAUAAUAAGUGCCCAAAAUGUCCUCCAUGAGAUGAAGUGUACACCGUGACAUGUCUCAUCAUGGACCACUGCAUCCAUACGGAGAUGCCAGAGUAGUUGUGGAUAGUCUGACAGGCAUCCACAAUGUGAUGGUAUAGUGCCUGUUCAUUAUCAACAGGAGCUGCAUACACAAGGGACUUUAGCUAUGCCCAUGGGUAAAAGUCCAGAGAAUUCAAUUCUGUCUAGUGUGAAGGCUAUGCAAUGGGUCCUCUUGUAUAUAUCAAUCGGUUAUGAGGUGUGUUAUUGGGAACAUCUUACUCAGCACAGCUAAAAUGUCCCGGAGCACUAUCAUGCAUGUACCACAUGCUGCCAGUGGUACAUCUGUAACUGGUAACAGAGAAACACACUUGAAGAUCAUACCACAGUAUGCACAAGCAGGCAGUUACUACCCUGCUAGAAGGAUAUGAGCUAUCAGAGAUGAUAACAAGAAUUGAAUAGGUCAUGACAGUAUUCUUUCAGACAUAACUCACAAUUUAAAUAUUUCUGGACACAUCGAUGUGGAAAUUUUUUCUCGUUUUGACAUGUGGAACACGUGCCCAGAGUUUCUCUGCGCCUUACAAAGUUCAGAGUUUCUUAACAAUAAUUAGUUGGAUUAUACUGGUAUUGGCACAUUGCUUGUUCCUGAAACCUUCAUUUUAAUAACAGUGAAAAUAUGUAACAGCAAUACUAACCUCCAUGUCAUCACCAUGUACUGACUGUAUAUUCAUACCAUUAUUGUACAUUAUGUUACAAAUUCAUCCAAAAAUUCUGCAUUAUUAUAAAUGAAAAGUGUAUACUUUAUGACUGUAAACUUUUAUAUGUAUAUUUGUGCAUUAUAUUUCUUAUAACCUGGA